AUGGAUCUUUGCAUUGUUAACUCAGGUGAUGAUUUCCGGGAAAUGUUGUUUCUGGAAGAGUUCCUGACUGAGGAAAAGAUCUCUUAUUGUCAGGAUGUGUGCGAUUACUGGGAUUAUGAUUGCAAAGAUAACUUUCCACUGGAAGAGGAAGUGCCAAAGUACGUCGACGCAAUCAUCGCUGGGCUUACGACGGUGACGUCUGAUGAACUCCUCAAAUGGUUGUUACUGGUAUUAAAGCUGCUUUUCCUGAUACCGAGUCAGUGGAUGUAUUACCCCGACCGCCCUGAGCCUAGCCUUGAGGAACAACAACUCGAGUCCCUUCUUGAUGUGAUUCAGUCUAAAACCCACCACUUGCUUCACUAUGAUGCGAUAGCAGUGGUGGCUGGUAUCUGGUACAACCAACGAAAGGCGGUUCAAUAUCUCGUGACGAGAGAUGACGAUUACCCUCAGUAUUAUGAGUUCAACGACGAGGUGGUGGUGAUGGCCGGCGGUCACUCGGGUUUCCUUUACAAGGAUUGGAGUGAUUAUCAUGACUUGGUACUUGCUCACGUUGGUUAUGACGAGGAAGACCUCCGUGAAUGGGUGGAGGAGAACUAUAACCUUUUGAACAAAAUUGUGGGGAAAGAUUUGUGGUACAGGUAUGUGGACGAUUGA
Diutina rugosa is the source of this 654-nucleotide messenger RNA. RefSeq lists its product as uncharacterized. Lineage: Eukaryota; Fungi; Ascomycota; Pichiomycetes; Serinales; Debaryomycetaceae. Bases 1 to 654 code for a protein of 217 amino acids. The transcript has a single exon. The record is from RefSeq and is a predicted model, not a curated record.